UGAGAAACGAAAGUAAGGCUGUUAUCUUUGCCUGGUCCUCGCAGUGGAGAAGCAUCUGCAGCCAUGGCCUCUGGAGACCCUGUGAAGAAGCUCUGUGAGGAACUGGCCUGUCCCAAAUGCUUGGAGUAUUUCAAGCAGCCUGUGAUGAUCAUCUCCUGUGGUCACAAUUUCUGCCAAGCCUGCCUGGAUCAAUGCUGGGAGGAGAAAGGGGCCUCCUGCCCACAAUGCAGGAAGCAAGUGCAGGAAGGGGACAUAAAGCGGAAUUGGCAACUGGCAAACCUGGUGGAGAUCGCCAAGGAACUGGGGAGCCAGAAGGUGGAAGAGAAGAGGAGAGUCUGCCAGAGGCACCAGGAGCCCCUGAAGCUCUUCUGCAAGGACCACGAAGCCCCCAUCUGUGUGGUGUGCGACGGGUCGAAGGAGCACAAAAACCACAAAGUGAUCCCUCUGGAUAAAGCAUCAAAGGAGUACAAGGAUCAGAUUUGGAAUUUUCUGGAGACGCUGAAGAAGGAGAGAGAGAAAAUUCUGGCCUACAAAGCAGACACAGCACAAGAAAGCCAAGAUUUGCUCGAGAAAACCCAAAGAGAGAAGGAGAAGACUGUUGCUGCAUUCAAACACAUGCAUCAGUUUCUAGACAAACAAGAGAGGAAUCUGCUGGCAAAAAUAGAAGAGAUAGAGAAGGAGAUUUCAGCCAAAGGGGAGGAGCAGCUGGCCAGACUCUCUGAAGAACUCUCCUCUCUCUUGAAACUCAUUCAAGAGAUGGAGGAGAAGCAUCAACAGCCGACAAGUGAACUCCUCCAGGAUAUCAGAAGCACCUUACAGGGGUAUAAGAACAAGGAGGAAUUUGAGACUUCUGCAGCCUUUCCUCCUGCCCUGAAGUGGAAGAUCUGGGACUUCUGUGAUAUCAAUCCCUUUCUAGAGGGUCUCAUGAAGCAAUUCAGAGCCUCUCUGGAAUCUGGCCUUCAGCAGGAAAAAGCACAUGUGACUCUGGAUCCAGACACAGCCCAUCCUCGUCUCAUCCUCUCUGAAGAUCACAGGCAUGUGGCAUAUGGAGAUAAACGGAAAGAUCUUCCUAACAAUCCUGAGAGAUUCAAUCAUUAUACUUUUGUGCUGGGCCAGGAGGAAUUUACUGGGGGAAGGCAUUUUUGGGAAGUCCUUGUGAAGAACGGGGAAAAAUGGUUCGUGGGGGUUGCCAGAAAGUCUGUGCAGAGAAAGGGCACCUUUCCCAGUUUCUUUGACGCUGGGAUCUGGCGAGCGGGAAAGUUAGGAGGUAUAGGUUUGCCCCGAUCUCUGACUCUGAGAGAGGAGCCCAAGAGGAUCCUAGUGACUCUGAACUAUGAAGGGGGUCGGGUGGCCGUUUACAAUGCAGACUCAGCAGCCCUGAUCUUUGAAUUCCCUUCAGCGUCUUUCUCAGGAGAGACCCUCCUUCCCUUCUUUUAUGUGAAUGAAAAAACCCAACUGGAGCUCUCUCCCUAAGGAUGGAGUGCAACGUCCAAAGAUUCCCACCAGCCAAGCUUUAUCUCCAGAGAUGUGGGGCUGUGAGUUAUUUUUGCUCUCUUUCUGAAGCCUCUCUGCUCUCUUUUUACAUCUGUGUCAAAACCUGACUGGGAGGCUGGAGUGUGAAUGAUGAAGCCACUCCUCAUGGCAGUGCUCCGCUCAUGGAUCAGCCGGGGACUUCUUCCUCCCAUUUGGAAAGCCAGCUACAACAAGAACAACAAAGAGGGAAGAAAAGAUCCAAAUCUGUUUUUUGUCUAGAAUCCCAUUUAUUGGAAUUCAGUUGUAAGUCUAUCUGCUCUUGCCUUUCCCGGCGUUUCCCAGAGAUAUAGGCAGGAUUUGGCUAAUAAGUUAAACAAAAGGGGUGAUAAGCCUUGUCUCAUCCCCUUGCCAACUGGAAGCAAUGGAUUUCCUUCUUUUGUCCUCUUAGUGGCCCUUGUCCUGCGUAGAAGUUACACAUUAGGGAACUCAAAUGUUGUGGUGCUCCGAUUUCAUAAUAAACAAUCCACUGUUUUUCAUGAUCUCCAUAAUCAAACGCUUUCCUAUAAACGAUAAAGCACGGAUUGAUUUUCCUCUGAAAUACUGUUCUGCACUCUGUUAUCCGGCAUAUAUAUCAAUAGGAUCCCUUGUGCCUCUUUGUUUUCUGAACGCAGCUUGGACAGCUGGUGUAUUUACUCUGUAUAUAAUAAAAUACUUGUUUUGGUAA
This is a messenger RNA of Anolis sagrei ordinatus, 2197 nucleotides long. The record is from RefSeq and is a predicted model, not a curated record. NCBI's taxonomy places the organism in Eukaryota, Metazoa, Chordata, Lepidosauria, Squamata, Anolidae.